GUUGGAAGUAGUCUUGUUUAUCCGGGUCAAGGCACUGAAUCUCCAUCUCCUAGUACUUUGUAGCUAAGAAAGGCUACUACUGCCUAUCACUUGGAGAUAAGCCCACCCUCCUCCAGGCCCUCCCAAGUCUCGAAGUCUCUUUAGGGUUCCACCCAAUCCAGCCUAGCGCCACCCUUCGCCGCCCCUCCGCCGAAUUCUGCCGCCCGGCGAGUCCAACGGCUUCCUUCGUCUUCCCCUCUUACCCUUAUUUUCUCUCUCGCCAUCCCUCGUUUCGCAAUAGACUUACCAGACUUUAGACUCCGCUCCUUACACUAAUACACGACCGCUACGAAACGAUAAAAAGACACCACCCAGAAUGCCGCCCAUCCCUAUCACCAUCGUGACGGGCUUCCUGGGGUCAGGCAAGACGACCCUCCUCCUGAACCUCAUCCCGCAGCUGCCCGCGACCUACCGACUGGCGCUGCUGAAGAACGAGUUCGGCGACGUCGCCGUCGACUCACAACUGGCCUCCACGCAAUCCAUCUCCGGCGUACGCGAGCUGCUCAACGGCUGUAUCUGCUGCAACCUCGUGGGCCAGCUGAGCGACGCACUCGAGCAGCUCCGCACGGAGGUCCAGCCGGACCGCAUCGUCAUCGAGACCAGCGGGAGCGCAUUCCCGGCCACCCUGGCCAUGGAGGUCAACCGUCUGGCGCGCGAGAAUCCCGGCAGCUUCGUGCUGGACGGGGUGAUCAGCGUCAUCGACGUCGAGAACUGGGAGGGCUACGAGGAUACCUCGUACACGGCGAAGCUACAGGCCAAGUACACGGAUCUGAUCAUCUUCAAUAAGUGGGAGCAUGUGUCGGAGAUGCGGUUCGAUAUCUGUCUCGACCGCGUCGGCGAUCUGGAGGUCCCCACCCCCUGGGUCAAGUCGGAUCGCGGCAGGGUCGAUAAGGAUGUCCUGCUGGGCAUUGACGGGGCGUUGUUCGCUAAGGAAGAGCAUGCACAUGCGCAUGCUGGGCACGACGGGCAUACCGGAGAACAUGACCAUCAUGAGCACAACGGGGACCAUGCGCAUAAGAAUGACCAUCAGUCGGAGGUCGAGGUGCUCUCCGUCACGCUCAAGUCGGCCGACUCUUCGGUCGUCGACGUCGCGGCUCUGGAGCAGCUCCUUCGCUCCGCUUCCAAGGAAGAGGUCUACCGCAUUAAGGGUAUCAUGCGCUGCUCGACUAGCUCCCCUCCCGCGGAAUCCUCGGAGGAUGACGGCGCCGCGAAGCCUGCUGCUGUCGACGGUCCCGCCUCCCGCUACUACAUUUUGAAUUGGGCUUUCGGUCGCUGGACCUUCACACCAUCGGACGUUGUCGCCGAAAAUGCUGACCCCGCUGUGGUGGCCCGGAUUACGCUCAUUUUGGCUCGCUAUGAAUCCGCCAAGUGGAAGAAGAAGCUCGAAGCCGGUGGGCUUGUACGGGUUGGCGGGGCCAACGAUGCCGACUUGGUUGUGGAGCGACUGCUCUGAAUGUUUCCGACCUGCAUUCGACUUUCUCUUUUGCCUACCAUAUACGAUGCACAGGGGCUGGCUCCUGCGCAUAAUGACUGUUUGAACUAGACCACAGUUUCUUUUCGAUUUAUAUAUUGGCCAUAUGACUUUUAUGACGGGAGAACGAAGUGCGUGGAUGGAUCGCGGCGGAAAGGGUCGGU
Messenger RNA from Aspergillus homomorphus CBS 101889, 1674 nucleotides. RefSeq names its product cobW-domain-containing protein. The record is from RefSeq and is a predicted model, not a curated record. The coding region runs from base 356 to 1492 and encodes 378 amino acids. Lineage: Eukaryota; Fungi; Ascomycota; Eurotiomycetes; Eurotiales; Aspergillaceae. The transcript has a single exon. Gene Ontology annotation, cellular component: cytoplasm.